Molecule: messenger RNA, 549 nt
Organism: Talpa occidentalis (Iberian mole)
Lineage: Eukaryota; Metazoa; Chordata; Mammalia; Eulipotyphla; Talpidae
Product: annexin A10-like
Exons: 7
Coding region: 1-549 (182 amino acids)
Cellular component (GO): cytoplasm
Molecular function (GO): calcium-dependent phospholipid binding; calcium ion binding
Source: RefSeq, a predicted model, not a curated record
AUGAAGAUGUCAUUAGUUGGAAACAUUAAAAGGGGACCUGUGUCUGUUUUCCAGGGAACCCGAGAGGAAGGAUACACAGAUCCUGCUAUGGCGGCUCAGGAUGCAAUGGUCCUAUGGGAAGCCUGUCAGCAAAAGACAGGGGAACACAAGACCAUGCUGCAGAUGAUCCUAUGUAACAAGAGCUACCAACAGCUGUGGCUGGUUUUCCAGGAAUUUCAAAGUAUUUCUGGUCAAGACAUUGUAGAUGCCAUAAAUGAAUGUUAUGAUGGAUACUUUCAAGAGCUUCUAGUUGCAAUUGUUCUCUGUGUUCGAGAUAAACCAGGUUUCUUUGCUUAUAGACUACAUAGUGCAAUACAUGACUUUGGUUUUCAUAAUAAAACAGUAAUCAGGAUACUGAUUGCCAGAAGUGAAAUAGAUCUGAUGAAUAUAAGAAAGCGAUACAAAGAGAGAUAUGGAAAAUCCCUAUUUCAUGAUAUCAAGAAUUUUGCUUCAGGACAUUAUGAGAAAGCUCUGCUUGCCAUCUGUGCUGGGGAUGCUGAUGACUACUAA